Molecule: messenger RNA, 261 nt
Organism: Cetraspora pellucida
Lineage: Eukaryota; Fungi; Glomeromycota; Glomeromycetes; Diversisporales; Gigasporaceae
Source: the annotation of a GenBank genome assembly
AUGACUGAAAGACAACCUAAAAGUGUCAAGCAUAACAUUCCUCAGGAAGUAGAUGUUAAUAUUGAAUAUGUUGAAGUUGAUUAUCUUGAUGUGGGUGAUUUAAUUGAGCAUCAAAUCAAUGAGUUAAUGGUAAACAAAACAAUCAAUCCGAUUUAUCAAGCCCAUUUGUUGGUGAAUAUGGAUAUAAUACCGAAUAUAAUGACAAAAGACGUUGCUGCUCUUGUUAUCGCUGAAAUAGAAUAUGAUGAUGAUUAUUCGUAA